This is a messenger RNA of Neopsephotus bourkii (Bourke's parrot), 4204 nucleotides long. RefSeq names its product roundabout guidance receptor 3 (gene ROBO3). The record is from RefSeq and is a predicted model, not a curated record. Gene Ontology annotation, cellular component: plasma membrane; axon. Lineage: Eukaryota; Metazoa; Chordata; Aves; Psittaciformes; Psittacidae. The transcript is spliced from 23 exons. Gene Ontology annotation, molecular function: protein binding. The coding region runs from base 52 to 4203 and encodes 1383 amino acids. Gene Ontology annotation, biological process: axon guidance; cell-cell adhesion.
CUAAGCAGAGCUGAACCAAACUGAGCCGGGUCGGACCUUGCCGAGCCGAGGAUGCUGCGGUACCUGCUGAAGACGCUGCUGCAGAUGAACCUGUUUGCGGACUCGCUGGGAAUCGAGGGCUCCAACUCCUCGGAGCUCCUGCUCGGCAUCAACCGCACCAUCGCCGAGCUGCACCUCCCCGGGCUCGACCCCGACAACGGGUCGCACCCGCAGCUGGAGGACGCGGCUCCCCGCAUCGUGGAGCACCCCACGGACGUGCUGGUGUCACGGGGGGACCCGGCCACGCUGAGCUGCAAGGCCGAGGGCCGCCCGCCGCCCGCCGUGGAGUGGUACAAGGACGGGGAGCGAGUGGAGACGGACCGGGAGGAGCCGCGCUCCCAUCGCUCGCUGCUGCCCGGGGGGUCCCUGUUCUUCCUGCGGGUCCUGCACGGCCGGCGAGGGAGGCACGAUGAGGGCGUCUACGUGUGCGUGGCCAGGAACCACCUGGGGCAGGCGACCAGCAGGAACGCCUCGCUGCAUGUGGCCGUGUUGAGGGAUGAGUUCCGGCAGCCCCCUGGGGAUGUGGUGGUGGCAGCGGGAGAACCGGCCGUGCUGGAGUGUGUCCCACCCCGUGGGCACCCCGAGCCCAGCGUCUCCUGGAAGAAAAACGGAGCCCGGCUGAGUGCCACGGAUGAGCGCCUGACGCUCCGCGGUGGGAAGCUGAUGUUGGCCAACACCCGCAAGAGCGACGCCGGCGUCUACAUCUGCGUGGCCACCAAUGUGGUGGGGGAGAAGGACAGCGAGCCGGCCGAGCUGGUGGUCCUUGAGCGCCCGGGGUUCGGCCGGAGACCCCUGAACCAGGCGGUGCUGGUGGAGGGGACGGUGGAGUUCCCCUGCGAGGCAGUGGGGGAUCCGCAGCCCUCUGCACGGUGGCACAAGGAGGAGGGCGAGAUGCCACCAGGGAGGUGGGAAGUGCUUCCCGACAACACCCUGCGGAUCGUGCGGCUGCGCCCGGAGGAUGAGGGCACCUACACCUGCGUGGCUGACAACAGUGUGGGGCGCUCCGAGGCCUCGGGCACCCUCAUGGUGCAUGUGCCCCCUCAGCUUGUCACCGGGCCCAGUGACCAGAUAGUCCCCCUUGGCCACAGCGUCACCUUCCAGUGCCAGAGCCGGGGCAACCCCCCGCCCGCUGUGUUCUGGCAGAAGGAGGGCAGCCAGACCCUGCUGUUCCCUGGACAGUCCCCGCAUCCCAGCGGCCGCUUUGCUGUGAGUCCUGGUGGUUCCAUGACCAUCUCAGACAUACAGCGUUCCGACUCCGGGAAUUACCUGUGCCAGGCCAUCAGCGUGGCUGGCAGCAUCCUGGCCAAGGCACGCUUGGAAGUGGAAGAAGCACCGGUGAUCCAGUGGGGUCCCACAAACCACACAGUGCUGCCAGCGGGAGCCACAGCACGGUUGCCAUGCCCAGUGUGGGGUGGUGACGACCCUGUGGCCAACGUGGGGUGGCUGAAGGAUGGGAAUGUCCUGUUGGGUGCUGAGCCCCGUGCCAGCCUGCAGGAGAACGGCUCCCUGCGGAUCACCGGCCUCCGGGUGAUGGACUCGGGGCACUACGAGUGCGUGGCCACCAGCCCGGCGGGUGACGCACACUGGGGCAUUACGCUGGAGGUGCACGGUGCCAGGCCCGACCUGACCCCAACUUCCUCUGUGCCUGGGGUCCUCCCUGGGCCACCCUCCACCCCUGUGGUCACCAACGUCACCAAGAGCAGCGUCACCCUCAGCUGGAGAGGGAAUGAGGACAGCGCUGCCACUGGUGUCACCUCCUACAUAGUGGAGGCUUUCAGCCAGGAGGAGGGUGGCCCGUGGCGCACGGUGGCAGCUGAGGUGGCGGGUGAGACCCACACCGUGAGUGGCCUCGUCCCCAACACCAUCUACAUCUUCCUGGUGCGGGCGGUCAAUGCUCAUGGGAUCAGUGACCCCAGCGGCGCCUCGGAGCCAGUGUGCACCCAAGACGCCAGCACCCCGCAGCCCGGGCCGGACCCCGAGAAGGUGCAGCAGGACCUGGCACGAGUGGUUGUGCACCUCCAGGAGCCAGAGGUGCUUCCCCCGGGCGCCGUCCGCCUCUCCUGGACUGUGCAGCACCAGACACCCUUCCUGCAGGGGUACCGGGUGCUGCUGCGGCGCCGUGGUGGGCGCUGGGAGGAUGCACGGGUGCUGCUGGCACCGGGGGACCGCGGGGUGCUGCUCACUGACCUGCGCCGUGGGCAGCACUACGAGGUCAAGGUCCAGCCCUUCUUCCACCACCUCCAUGGGCCGGACAGUGCAGUGCGAGCCCUGAGCACCCCUGAGGCAGCACCCAGUGCCCCGCCACAAGGUGUCACUGUGACGGGUAAUGGCACCAGCGUCCGCAUCUCAUGGCAGCCACCACCGCUGGCAGAGCAGAACGGGGUCAUCCGGGACUACAGGAUCUGGUGCUUGGCCAACGAGAGCCGCUUCCACAUCAACCAGAGCGUGGAGGGCUCAGUGCUGGUGGCCAUGCUGCAGGGCCUGGUCCCCGGUGUCCUGUACCACGCUGAGGUCGCUGCCACCACCAGUGCUGGGGUGGGCGCCCGCAGUGUCCCCAUCCCCAUCCGUGUCGGUGAGUUCCUCAUUGCACCCAUGGGUUCUGGGUGGCUGCGGUCCCUCCUCAGAGCUCCCACCACUGUGUCCCAUGUUUCUGCAGCACUCCCGGUGCAGCGGGACAAGGGAAUGGCAGGCGGGAGCAGCAUGGCCGGGCGCUUGGCCGCGGUGGCCCGUCAGCCGGUGUUCAUCGCUGGUGUUGGUGGCACGUGUUGGCUCAUCCUGGCUGCCGUCACCGCGUGGCUCUACAGCCGCCGCCGGAGGAAGAAGGAGCUCAGCCACUUCACGGCAUCCUUUGCCUACGCACCCAAUGGGAAGCCCAUGGGGACCCGGCGUGGUCCUCAGCCAUCCUCAUCCCAACCUCUUCCCGCAGUCACCUUCCAGGCUCCAGCACACAGGGCAGCCACAGGUGGUGGUUAUCCAUGGCUGGCAGACACAUGGAGUGGUGGCAGCAACAGUUGCUUGAGGACCAAUGAGAGAUACUAUAAUGAUGCUGGUAUCACCCGUUACAUCACCCAGACAGAGCAAUUUGGGAUUGGGCCCACCGAGGGGCCAGUCUACAGCACCAUUGAGGCCAGCGAUGAGGAGCUCCACACUUUCCCUCGUCCCUUCUCCCACCAUGGGACCUCCUACCCCCAACCGAUGGAUGUCCCAGCCCCGCAGGCUCCCCGCAGUAGGGUGGUGGGAUGGGUGGGGGGACACAUGGGUGCUGGUGGCACUGCCCCCUCCCCACAGCCCCCCCCAGCAUCCUUCCUCACUACAGGGACCAAAGGGAAGAAGCUGGGGCAAGCAGUGAAGCCACCGGCCAUAAGCUGGGCAGAGCUGCUGCCACCACUCCCCUCGGCCAGUGAGCUCAGCCACUGCGCCCAGGAGGAGGAGGAUGAGGAUGAAGAAGCAUCUGGAAGGCUGCGGAUGGAGGGGUGGUACGGUGCUGAGGAUGUCACCUGUGCCACCGCCGCAUCCUCACCCACCGCGUCCUCCGGCUGCCGGUCCACUGCCACCCUGACACCAUCGCCCCGGGCCACUGAGGACAUCCCCCGCCUCCGAGACAUCGACAGCCCCCGGAGACCCCCCCAUGGCACCAUGACCCCACCACCAGCACCCAGCCCCCUGCCGAGUCCAGACAUGGGUGAUGUCCCCCUACCCCGUGCCCGCUGCCCCCCCAGCACUGGGAGAACCCGCAGGGACACCCCAAAACGUCACCUGAAGCCCAAAUGCAGCCGCUACCGCCGGGAAAAGCCGCAGGGAGACCUGCCGCCACCACCAGUGCCACCACCAGGUGAGACCCCCAGGCCUUCAGUAGAGAGGGAGCUGAGCGGGGCUGAGCGCAAGGUCACCCAUCGUGGUAAGCCAGAGCCACCAACCAUGUCCCCAAGAGGUUAUGGGAUGCCACCACCAAACCCUAACCUUGUUCCCUCCCUUGCAGAUGAGGUUGUCCCCUACAGCAAACCCUCCUGCUCCACCACGGGCAGUGUCUCAUCCCGUGGCUCCACCAGCUCCCGUGGCCAUGGCUCGGGGCGCAGCAGGACACCAGGGGACCGCGGGGAAGGGAUCGGCCACCGCCACCGGCCAGGUCCCCCCUUUCCCUGCCCAGCACAGGAGAAGAGAUGAA